GGGCACAGUUGCAACAAGAGAGGGAACACCAACAACACGCCAUCGAGACUCAUUAUCUCGGUUAAAGGUUUAUAGGCAUUUGCAGUAUCGGCGACGAUUAGAGGACAUGGUAACACUCUUAAAGCCACCAUUAAAACAAAUGGAUCUGAUCUAACCAGGACGUACCCCUGAUUUUCAUCGUUUACUUUGAAAGCAGGCGACAGAUAUGACCCAUACACCGAAGAAAGUGACGGGCAGUGAGCUCACACAGGAGAGUCUCUGUCAGUCUCUUGAAGCCAAAUUGAGCCCAGAAGAACCAGAGGUCCCUGAAGUGGCUGGGCCGAGCAUAACAACAUCGCAGCCAGCCGAAUCGUUGCUUUACACAAAUUAUAACCAGAGGAGCGAUGAGUUCAGGAAGUUAUUUAGAGAGGUGCCCCAGUCGGAGAAACUUAUUGCAGACUACACGUGUGCUUUGCAGAAGGAUAUCCUAUUACAAGGACGCCUCUACCUCACAGAGAACUGGUUAUGUUUCUACAGUUUAGUUUUUCGUGGUACAAAAAUCAUGUUGAACAUGAAGGAUAUCACCUCAAUGUCAAGAGAGAAGACUGCAAAAUGGAUACCAAACGCUAUACAGAUCAAUACUCUUUCAGAAAAGCUGUUCUUUAGCUCUUUCUCAGCAAGGGAAAAAAGUUUCCAGGGAAUAUUUCGGCUUUGGCAGAAUAUUCUACUCGAGAAGAGCCUGACGAAGUCCGAGCUGUUGCAGAUGAUAAAGCAACAUUAUGGCAAUGACUUGGGGUUGAGUUAUGAUGAAAUGGAAAGCUUUGUAACAUCAGCUGAUACAGUCACAACUGCUCAACCAAGUCUAAACAUGCGUGGAGAAGAUAGCACCGGGAGGCCAGAAAGACCCACAUCACUUCGUCUUCCUCAGGGAGAACUGAAUUCCUAUGAAACCAGUACACCACAGGGGGAUAAUUCACAAUCUUCAGUUGGACUCCAAAGCACACUUUCUGUAAAUGGGGACGAUACUCUGAGCCCCUCGUCCCGUCAGUGCAGUCCAAAUCUGUCAUUGAACCGUUCUGGGUCCGAUCGUGUUUCUAAACGCUCCUCUCUCUCACUGGAUCUGAAUGCCAAUGAGGACCAGCUCUCGGAUAACAGCAGAUCUGACAGCCUGGAAGAGGUGGAGGAACGUGAGCCUGCGUCUCCAGCAUCUCAGGGAAGGCUGUAUGUGAACAAGGUGUUUCACAUUAGCGCGGAGAAAAUGUUUGAACUGCUUUUCACCGAUUCCAAUUUUAUUAGGAGAUUUCUGGAUAUUAGGAAGAUCACAGGUUUGACCUCUACGUCAUGGCAAAGGGAUCCUUCUGGCUGUAUGAAAAGGACUUUAAACUACAGCAUCACCAUUACUAACCCGCUAGUCGGCAAAAUGUCCACUGCCACAGAGAACCAGGUACUAUAUAAAGAAUCAAGGGAAGGUCAAUACUACAUGGUGGGUGCUGAGGUGUACAUGCACGAUGUCCCAUAUCAUGAUUACUUUUACACCCAGAAUCGCUUCUGUAUCAUCAGUAACUCCAAACACAAGUGCAGACUCCGGAUCUACACUGAUGUGAUAUACAAGAAGCAACCCUGGGGUCUUGUGAAGUCAUUUAUCACUAAAAACUCAUGGAGCGGGAUAGAAGACUACUUUAAACAUCUUGAGGCGGAGCUUCUUGAAGAAGAGGUUGAGAUGACACAAGGAAGUGGAGACGCUGGGAAGGCUGGAACGUUGCGUAGGAGACGAAGAACAUUCAGUCGCUCCCUACAGGAACACAUGAAGCCGGGCAAGCAGUACAGCUUAGACUCCGAACAGCAGAGAGGGGGCAGCAUGGGUGCAAUGGACAUGAAAAACGCACAAAAAUUGAACGUCACUACCAUUAUAUUUGGGAUGAGUUUAAUACUUUUUGUUCUGACGGUUCUGAACUUGGGGUUAUUCUUUAAACUUUGGGCAAUGGAGGAUGUCGCCCAUCGUAUGUAUCUGAGCACCAAGCACAGAAUGAGGGAGAAAGCAGAGUCCAAUUUGCAAUCUGACCUAGGGACAAGACAGGGUCUGCCACUCAGAAGUCGAGAGGAAGUGAACUUACUGAAGACAGUACUGCAAGACUCCAUUAACCUUCUUGAACAACUACGCAGCUCUCUUAUGGUGCUUCAGCAGAAUUUUCAAGUCUACAACAGAACCUCCUCACAGCUUUAAUGGCAUAAGUAUGGUGACCUGAGAACACAAAGGCAUUCCUCCCUUGAGACCUGCCCUCGCUGUGGAGCGUUGUCAUAAGGACUGUGCCCAAAGGCAGACUGGUAGCCAUGUUCAUAGUCUCUCUGGGCCUUCAUGUUGUUGGUUGUAAGCUUUAUUGACUUUGGAGGGGAUCUUCAUGCUGGCAUACUAAAAGUUUCCUCCUGGAUUUGUUCACUUUACCCUGAUGGCCUUGAAACUGAAGGAGAAAAGUGACUGUGUAUUUUUUUCAUUGUUCAGAGUUGAUGAACUGAAACAUUAAAACAGCAGCACAACACACAUGGCAUAUUUUACUAUUUUGAUGACGGAAGCCUUAUAAAAGGAAAUCAUAAAAGCUUAAUGGAUUUGGUGCCGUUGCACAGGAGUCUUCUCUUUGGAGGCAAUGCAGGCCCAUUGCUUCUACAUAUCAGGAGCUUACGAUCUGCCUAAUGUUCAUGUGGCCUUAUCUCUUGAAUUAGACAAAUGUUUUUGUCUUAAGAUACCUCUAUGAAUAUGUCAAUGAUUGCACCUUUUAAACGUACUAAAGCAGGGAUCGAAUGAUUGUACACACAGUAAA
Messenger RNA from Paramisgurnus dabryanus, 2795 nucleotides. RefSeq names its product GRAM domain containing 1c (gene gramd1c). Gene Ontology annotation, biological process: intracellular sterol transport. Lineage: Eukaryota; Metazoa; Chordata; Actinopteri; Cypriniformes; Cobitidae. Gene Ontology annotation, molecular function: cholesterol transfer activity; cholesterol binding. Gene Ontology annotation, cellular component: endoplasmic reticulum membrane; plasma membrane; endoplasmic reticulum-plasma membrane contact site. The record is from RefSeq and is a predicted model, not a curated record.